AGACGAAUCGAAACAAAAAUUUGUUUCGUCUCUGAAAAAAAUUUGAAUCUCCAGAGUUGUUUCCCGUUGUUAGAUUCAUCGAUUUCGAAAGAAUUGAUCUUCAAUCUCGUGUUUCUCCGGCGAAUUUUCCGGCUAUAAUAGUCGACUGAGAAGAGAAGGAUUUUUUUUUUUUCGUGGUGGUGAAAUCGGAGAAUCGCAGCAUAGGAAAGCGAUGAUUACAAGAUCGAAUCUAGCAGAGCAGCUGAGAGAAUAUCAGAUUCGAUCUAAGCAUGAUUGGGCUUCUGUCUCUUUCUUCUCGUCGACCUCAAGUUUUUCUUCUUCUUCUAGGGUGGAUGUUGUAGUCUUUGUCAUCUGGGAGCUAGUCAUCUUAGCAUUCUUCGUGUUUUCAGCGGUUUCCUUGUACUUCAAGCGGUUACAACUCGCAUUCAUCUUGAUAUGUGUCACGUUGAUGCUGCUAAUUUGCAUGAAGGUCACAAAGCAAGUGAGCCACAAAACUCACCUCCUGGUUCUCCGUACUGAUCCAAUUGCGUGUUUAAUGGAUGAAGAUGACGGUUAUGCUCACGGCACGGGUAGAGUGAGGCCAGGGUGGCUGAGCCGGGCGAUUUCAGGAUUUAGAUUAGAAUCAGACAAUCAUUUUUCUGAUUAGCAUUAGGCUGCAAUCUGGUUUUGUUCAGAGAAAAAAUACGUGUUCAAAAGAGUUGUGUUUCAUGUGUAAUUGUGGUUGUGAAUUUCAGACGGUUUAGGGUAAACGAAUGAGAAAAAUAAUAUCGAAGCUUGCAUUAUUUCUAGAAUGCCUCGAAGAUUAGUUUGUAAUUUGUCUGGUUUCGGCUUCUACUUGGUUUAUUCGGAAACAAUAAAACUAAUCCUUUUAC
Messenger RNA from Arabidopsis arenosa, 872 nucleotides. NCBI's taxonomy places the organism in Eukaryota, Viridiplantae, Streptophyta, Magnoliopsida, Brassicales, Brassicaceae. The record is from the annotation of a GenBank genome assembly.